UUUUUGUAGUAGUGAUAAUUCCUAUCGCUUUCGAUUGUGAUUGUGAUUCUUUUGCUGCGUGCAAGCGAAAGCAAGUUCUGAAUUUGAGUAUGACUACUAUAUGCCUAGCUAAGGAGUAUGGAGGAGAGUUGCAAGAGCCUACAACUCUUUCCCUUUCCAUGGUAACACCACCUAAACACCAACUAGCGCCCUAGGACCUCUCUAUUUGCGUUAAGAGUUGACGCUCUGAAACCAAUUGAAAUUGGUACUUAGAUGGAAGGGGUAAAUUUAAAGCUUACUCAAACAGAUUGAUAACAACAAUAAUCAAAUAAUCCUAGAGACAAUAUAACUAGUCAACAACUAGUCAUAGACCUAUGAACAAGUAAGCAAAACACAUAAGUAACCCAGAUCAACAAUCAGCACCUGCAAAAUUGUAAAGUGUGUGAAUGAAUGGUCUGUUGAAGCUUGGGAAAUAUGAAGCAAAAUCUGUCUGUAUUGGAAUGAAAGAGUUGGGUUUGGCUCCUAACUGUGCCACAUACAAUACCAUGAUUAAUGCAUUCUGCAGAGAGGGUGACACUGAAAAUGCUUUUAAACUCUGGCAUGAGAUGAAGUGUCAAGGGUUAAUUUCGAACUCAAUAACUUGUGACCUUCUGUUAAGAGGACUCUGUGAUAAAAAUGAGAUUGAAAAAGCACUAGAUGUCUUAGAUGGAAUGCUGGCUGUUGGUUUUCUCCUUACCUCAUUUACUCAUAGAAUUUUGCUUAAUGCUGCUUCAAAGAGUGGGAGAGCUGAUACAAUUUUGCAGAUGCAUCAUAAGCUUGUAAGUAUGGGGCUUAACCUCACUCGUGAUGUUUAUAACAAUCUCAUCACUAUCUUAUGCAGGCUAGGAAUGACCAGGAAAGCUACCUCAGUACUGAAAGAGAUGACUGGAGGAGGAUUUCUAGCAGAUACUGAUACUUACAAUUGCCUUAUAUGUGGAUAUUGCAUAAGCAGCCAUCUGAAAAGGGCUUUUGCUACAUACUCGCAAAUGUUGGCUGUGGGAGUUUCUCCAAGUAUUGAAACGUACAAUUUUCUCUUAGGGGGACUUUCAGGUGCUGGUCUGAUGACAAAGGCAGAAGAGUUAUUUGGUGAAUUGAAGAAUAGAGGCUUUGUUCCUAAUGCUUCUACAUAUGAUAUUUUGGUUUCUGGCCAUGGUAAGAUUGGAAAUAAAAAGGAAGCUAUAAGACUUUAUUGUGAAAUGGUAAGGACAGGUUUUGUUCCCAGAACUAGCACCUAUAAUGUUCUUAUUAGUGAUUUUGCUAAAGUGGGAAAGAUGAGCCCAGCUAGGGAGCUUAUGAAUGAGAUGCAGACAAGAGGGACCUCUCCUAACUCUUCAACUUACAACAUACUAAUCUGUGGCUGGUGUAAGCUAUCAGAGCAUCCAGAGCUGGAGAGGAAUUUGAAAAGGUCAUAUCGGGAUGAGGCAAAAAGAUUAUUAACUGAUAUGAAUGAGAAAGGGUAUGUUCCAUGUGAAAGUACCCUUUGAUGCAUCAGUUCUACCUUUGCUAGACCAGGAAAGAAGGCUGAUGCUCGGAGGCUAUUGAAGGAACUGUACAUAAAAAAGAACAUAUGAUAGAUGGGCUGAACGAAGAAAAGAGGAAAUACCCAUCCUGGUAUAACAUGCCUUCUAAUCAAUAAUGUAAUGUGGCUA
Prunus avium (sweet cherry) is the source of this 1667-nucleotide messenger RNA. NCBI's taxonomy places the organism in Eukaryota, Viridiplantae, Streptophyta, Magnoliopsida, Rosales, Rosaceae. The record is from RefSeq and is a predicted model, not a curated record.